Molecule: messenger RNA, 2104 nt
Organism: Spodoptera frugiperda (fall armyworm)
Lineage: Eukaryota; Metazoa; Arthropoda; Insecta; Lepidoptera; Noctuidae
Gene: CSN1b
Product: COP9 signalosome complex subunit 1
Exons: 4
Coding region: 208-1659 (483 amino acids)
Cellular component (GO): COP9 signalosome
Source: RefSeq, a predicted model, not a curated record
AUUAUUUAAUUAUCUAUGAUGGCAACAUUAAAAUAUACCUCGUCAAAAGAAAAAUGCCGCUGCCAAGAAGAAACGUAAUGAUAAAGGUAUUUUGAUAAUAAUUAUUACUGUAACAAUCAUCAUCUUGUGUACAUAUACUGAGUUGGUUUUCUGCGUUGACAGUGGAAUUCGCGUAUUUUCUUUUACAAGUCAAGUACACAAUAGAAAAUGUUCGAAAUGAACACAGCUGAACCUAUGCAGGUGGACGUUCCACCUGAAGAUAAUGAGAACAAUGAGACAGAGUGUUAUGUGGUUGAGAAUCCCACCUUGGAUCUGGAAACAUACGCCGCAUCGUACACUGGUUUCGCUAAACUCUAUAGACUGAUGUUCGUAGCCGACCAUUGUCCUUCCCUUAGAUUGGAAGCCCUGAAAAUGGCUAUAUCUUACGUCAUGACAACAUACAAUGUUAGUCUUUACCAAACACUUCACAAAAAGCUUGCAGAAGCAGUUGCUUCGGCUGGGUUGCCUGAUGUUGCAGUGCAAAUGGGUUCACAAGAUAUACCAGUUCUGGACUCUAUGUGGAUUGAAUCAAAAACCAAGAAAGCUGCUAUCAAGUUGGAGAAAUUAGAUACAGACCUUAAAAAUUACAAAACGAAUUCUAUAAAGGAGAGCAUCCGAAGAGGUCAUGAUGACCUCGGUGACCAUUAUCUUGAUUGUGGUGACCUUACAAGUGCAUUGAAGUGUUACUCAAGAGCCAGAGAUUACUGUACAAGUGGCAAACACAUUAUAAUGAUGUGCCUAAAUGUUGUGAAAGUGUCAGUGUAUUUGCAGAACUGGGCCCAUGUCCUUAACUAUGUAUCUAAGGCAGAGGGUACUCCAGACUUCAAUGAAGUCCCUGGCAAAGACUCUAAUCAGUCAAUAUUGACUCGUUUAAAAUGUGCUGCUGGUCUUGCUGAAUUGGCCACCAAGAAGUACAAGUCUGCUGCUAAGCACUUCCUAGCAGCCAGCAUUGAUCACUGUGACUACCCAGAACUUCUAAGCAGCAACAAUGUUGCCAUAUAUGGUGGAUUAUGUGCACUUGCUACUUUUGAUCGUUCUGAAUUACAAAAGCAAGUCAUAGUUAGCAGUUCUUUUAAAUUAUUUUUAGAAUUAGAACCGCAGUUACGUGACAUAAUUUUUAAAUUCUAUGAAUCUAAGUAUGCUUCCUGCUUAAGGCUAUUGGAUGAAAUAAGAGAUAAUCUAAUGUUAGACAUGUAUUUAGCACCACAUCUAAACUCCCUGUACAUGCAAAUAAGAAACAGAGCACUGAUUCAGUACUUCAGCCCAUACCUGUCAGCUGACAUGCGCCUGAUGGCUGCAGCAUUCAACCGCACUGUAAAUGCUUUGGAGGAUGAAUUGAUGCUAUUAAUUCUAGAUGGUCAAAUCCAGGCUCGUAUUGACUCUCACAACAAAAUAUUGUAUGCGAAAGAUGUGGAUCAAAGGAGCACUACAUUUGAAAGAAGUCUGGCUAUGGGCAAAGAAUACCAGCGGAGAACUUCUAUGCUUAUUCUACGUGCUGCUAUGCUCAAAAAUCAAAUCCACGUGAAGAAUGUUGGGAGAGACACAGGCCCUCAAAGUGGUGAAGCACCAGGAUCUAGCACCAGCCUCACUCCUCGUACUUUUGACACAGUGCCGUUGUGAUGACUUUACUCAGGAUAUAGUUUACUUAAAGUUUUCGUGACAAUUUAAAUACUACUAGCAACCAAUAUAGAACAAGCAUUUGAAAGAUGAACAAUUGUUGUGAAGUAUUUUGAUAUAAUACCAUCUAAGUGAAAUUGUAUUUAUAUUGUCACGUGAAAUCAGAUCUUAUUUUUAAAAGAACUCUUUUGUGUACUGAACUACUAAGUAUCUGCUUUUGUUUUUGUUUAAUGAGACUGCAGGAGUAGGCCCGCAAAGUUUUAACAGUUCUGCCACAGCAAACUACUGAUAAUAAUUAUUGUUUUAAGGAAAAUGUUUUAUCAGCAAUCACAGAAACAUGAACAGCUGGUGCAAGCAUUAUCUCUCAACAUUGUUUAUACUGAAUUAUUCUAUGUAACCACAAAAUAUUAUGUCUACGUAAUUUCUAAUUAAAAAGUAAAGGCAUAAA